AUGCAGAAAAUAUUAAGAAGUGGGAACCAAAUAAGGCUCCUUUCAACGACAGUUGAUACUCAAGAAAUGGCACAUUUUAAAAAAUAUGUUAACUAUUGGUGGGAUGAAUUUGGAGAAGUAAAACCACUACAUGCUAUGAAUAAAAUUCGAAUACCUUGGAUUAGAGAUUCGCUUAUUAAUGGAAAAAGAGUUGCUGAUCCUACUUUGCCAUUAAAGGGCUAUUCAGUUUUAGAUGUAGGUUGUGGAGGUGGUAUUUUAACUGAACCCUUAGCAAAAAUAGGAGCUGAUGUGACAGGCCUAGAUGCCAACGAAGACUUAAUAAAAUUAGCCCAAUCGCAUGCUCGUCUCAACAAUCUAAAUAUCAACUAUAUCACAUCAUCAAUAGAAAACCAUGCUGGAGAGGCUUGUGGAAAGUAUGAUGCGCUCGUAGCAUCAGAGGUCGUAGAGCAUGUCACACAAAAAAGUGAAUUCAUUGAAGCGUGUGUAAAGUGUCUGAAGCCGAAAGGUAAAAUCUUUAUAACUACUCUGAAUAAAACGUGGCAAGCUAAUCUAUUUGGAAUUUUUAUGGCUGAGAAUAUUGUAAGAGAGAUACCACGAGGAACCCAUCAGUAUGAAAAAUUUGUAUCGCCGCAUGAAUUACAAAGGUUACUAGAGGAUUGUAAUUGUCGAACAGAACUAGUCCAUGGAAUUUUUUACAAUAUUAUCACCAAUACCUGGCACUUGUGCUCUGAUGACUCAAUUAACUAUGCCCUUAUAGCGAUGAAGUUGCCUCAGAGUUGA
Diabrotica balteata is the source of this 780-nucleotide messenger RNA. The record is from the annotation of a GenBank genome assembly. Lineage: Eukaryota; Metazoa; Arthropoda; Insecta; Coleoptera; Chrysomelidae.